Rotaria sp. Silwood2 is the source of this 402-nucleotide messenger RNA. The record is from the annotation of a GenBank genome assembly. Lineage: Eukaryota; Metazoa; Rotifera; Eurotatoria; Philodinida; Philodinidae.
GAUCCUAUUUUAUUAUAUAUAAAUAAACAAUUUCAUACAAAUUUUCAAUCUACAUAUGAUCUUCAUAUAAAAGAUUUUAUUAAUAAAACUGAUCGAAAUAUAAUUGAAAAAUAUUUAUUAAAUUUUGAUCAAUCAUCAUUAAAUAUAAUUUUAUUUAUUGCUGAACAAUUAAAAUCUAUAUUAUUAACUAUAUGUUUAAUAAAACAACAUUGUUCAAUAGAAAAUAUUGCUACAUUAUCAAGACUUGAAACAGAAUUUCAAAUAUCAUAUUGGACUAAUGUUGAAUAUUAUCAUGAUUAUGAUAUAAUGGAUACAUGUUCAAAAAUAUCAGCUGCUUAUUUAAUUUUUUAUUGUUUAAACAAUAAUAUAACAAGAACAGUUGUGACGAAUGAAACAAGUUAA